Molecule: messenger RNA, 7826 nt
Organism: Neomonachus schauinslandi (Hawaiian monk seal)
Lineage: Eukaryota; Metazoa; Chordata; Mammalia; Carnivora; Phocidae
Gene: ZNF516
Product: zinc finger protein 516
Exons: 6
Coding region: 219-3692 (1157 amino acids)
Biological process (GO): regulation of DNA-templated transcription
Cellular component (GO): nucleus
Molecular function (GO): DNA-binding transcription factor activity, RNA polymerase II-specific; RNA polymerase II cis-regulatory region sequence-specific DNA binding
Source: RefSeq, a predicted model, not a curated record
GGGGACCCACGGCCCAACUUCGCACCGUAACAAAGGCGGGGGUGCUCUCUGCCGUCUGCCAUGCUUUCCAGGUAGGAGAUGCCGGUUGUCCUGGCAGGUGCGUCCGUGCAGCUGGGAAGCAGAAGCCUCGUGUGAAGAUGGAGAGAUAAGACGUCGUCAGGCAGGCCUGUGCGACAGAAAGCCGUGCCCGCCCCGGCCAGGGAGCCCUGGUCCUGGAGAUGGAUCGCAACCGAGAGGCCGAGGUGGAGCUGAGAAGGGGCCCGAGCCCCAGCAGGGCAAGCAGGAGCCCCGAGGCGGACGGAGACAAGGUCAUGAGCCACAGCUGCUGCAUCUGUGGCAAGAGCUUUCCCUUCCAGAGCUCCCUGUCCCAGCACAUGCGCAAGCACACGGGGGAGAAGCCCUACAAAUGUCCCUACUGCGACCACAGGGCUUCCCAGAAGGGCAACCUGAAGAUCCACAUUCGCAGCCACCGCACCGGCACUCUGAUCCAGGGCCACGAGCCGGAGGCUGGUGAGAUGCGCGUGUCCGAGGGCCUGGACGGCUGCACCAGCCCCACCAAGAGCACGUCUGCCUGCAACAGGAUCCUCAACGGGGCCACCCAGGUGGACAACAGCAAGAUCCUGCUGAGGAGCAGCAAGAAGGAGGCCGAGGGGGCUGCCUGCGCCCCAGAGGAGGGCAAGGCUGCAGCCCAGUGUUCCUUCUGCAAGUGCAAGUUUGAACGCAAGAAGGACCUGGAGCAGCACGUGCACCAGGCCCACAAGCCGUUCCGCUGCAGGCUCUGCAGCUACAUGACGCUGAGGGAGGAGUCCCUGCUGAGCCACAUCGAGAAGGACCACAUCACUGCGCAGGUGCCCGGCGGGGCUGAGGCCUACGUGGAGAACGGCAAGCCGGAGCUGACCCCCGGGGAGUUUCCCUGCGAGGUCUGCGGCCAGGCCUUCAGCCAGACCUGGUUCCUGAAGGCUCACAUGAAGAAGCACAGAGGCUCCUUCGACCACGGCUGCCACAUCUGUGGCCGAAGAUUCAAAGAGCCGUGGUUCCUCAAAAACCACAUGAAGGCGCACGGCCCCAAGACUGGGAGCAAGAACAAGCCCAAGAGUGAGCUGGACCCCAUCGCCACCAUCAACAACGUGGUGCAGGAGGAGAUGAUCGUGGCUGGCCUGUCCCUCUACGAAGUCUGCACCAAGUGUGGGAACCUGUUUACAAACCUGGACAGCUUGAACGCGCACAACGCCAUCCACCGCAGGGUGGAAGCCGGCCGGACGCGGGCUCCGGCCGGGGAGGGCGCGGUGCAGGGCAGCCCCCCGGACUCCCAGCAGCUCUUCCUUCAGUGCCUCAACCUGCGGCCUGCGGUGGCCAGCGCGCCCGCCCACGGGCAGGCGGGGCGGCGUGUGGCCGAGCUGGACCCGGUCAACAGCUACCAGGCCUGGCAGCUGGCCACGCGGGGCAAGGUGGCCGAGCCGGCUGAGUACCUCAAGUACGGGGCGUGGGACGAGGCGCUGGCCGGGGACGUGGCCUUCGACAAGGAGCGGCGCGAGUACAUCCUGGUGAGCCAGGAGAAGCGCAAGCGCGAGCCGGAGCCCGGCGCUCAGGGGCCCCCGCGCAAGCGGGCGGGCGCGCCCGGGGACCCCGUGCCUGGACCCCUGGACCCCAGGCCGGCCGCACGGCCCAGCCGCCGCGCUGCCGCCCCUGCUGGCCAUGGCAAGUCCUCCGAGUGCUUCGAGUGCGGCAAGAUCUUCCGCACCUACCACCAGAUGGUGCUGCACUCCCGGGUGCACCGCCGUGCGCGCCGAGACCGUGAUGGCCCCGGGGAUCGGGGGCCCCGUGCGCGCUGUGGCUCGCUCAGCGAGGGCGACUCGGCCUCGCAGCCCAGCAGCCCGGGCUCGGCCUGUGGUGCCGCCGCUGACUCCCCAGGCUCGGGCCUGGCAGACGAGGCUGCGGAGGAGAGUGGAGAGGACAGUGCAGCCGACCCUGUACCAGGGGGAAAGCCACUCCGCUUCUGCUUUUCUGAAGAGGUGGCAUCGACUGUGCUCUCCAAUGGAGACCAGAGUCACGCGCCUGGGAGUAACAUGUCAGCCACAGGCCCCGGGGAGCCCAGAGCGGGGAGCGCAGCUUCCGUGUCCGUGCUCGAAAACAGGAGCCGAGAUGCUUCCAAGAGAGCAGAGCCGCCCAGGUUUUCCGUGGACAUUAAGACGCCUGCAUGUCACCCGAAGCAGGAGGUCUCCAUCUCCAGGGACACCGCAGACUUCCCUUCACAUUCGGUUCAGACUUUUCCGGAAGGAGCAGGCCUGCAGCUCUUGUCCGCGAGCCCGGCUCACCCCCUGAAGGAGAAGCUAUCUGAUUUGCACACAAGGGAGCACGCUGUGGGGGGAAGGAAGGUGCCGGCCCCAGACCUGGUCCCGCUGGACCUCAGUGAGCGGUCGAGCCGGGAUGACCCCAGCCACAAGGAACUGGCCUCGUCCCUGCAGGCUGCACUGGCCGUUCACCCCUGUCCUUACUGCAGCCACAAGACGUACUACCCCGAGGUCCUGUGGAUGCAUAAGCGGAUCUGGCACAGGGUCAGCUGCAACUCCAUGGCCCCCCAGUGGAUUCAGCCCAACGGUUACAAAAGCAUCAGAAACAACUUGGUUUUCCUUGCCCGGAGCGGACGCACGGGCCCCCCUCCUGCCCUCGGGGGCAAAGAGUGCCAGCCUCUGCCCAUCGCUCGGUUCACGCGCACUCAGGUGCCGGGAGGGGCGCCGGGGCCCAAAGGCAGCCCCUCGCCCCUGGGCGUGACCCCGAAAGCCACUAGCGUGCCGAAGAGCAAGGAGAGCCAUUCCGGGGGCCCCUGUGCGCUUUGGGUGGCCGGCCCCGACGGGCCCCGGCAGACCAAACCUGGCCAUGGCCCUGAGCCGCACGGCGGCCCCACGCAGCUGCCCCUGCCGAAGCCCAGGCAGGAGGCCAGCCCCAGACCGGGGCCCGCGGCGGGCGGCGGUGGGUUCAGCCGAAGUGCCACCCCCACGCCCUCCGUCAUUGCCCGGGCAGGCACCCAGCCCCCGACCAGUAGCAGGCCAGGGGACAAGUACGUCACACCUCCGGCGGGGGCCAGCCUCGGCCCCCCAAAUAAGCACAGUGCCCCGGACCCCCUAAAAGCCAAAUUCAGCCCCCAGCCUCAGGGUCAGUCACAGGUGAAAGGCGACGGGGGCCCCCCUCUACCUCCCCGCGAGCCCCCCUCCAAGGCUGGCCCCGAGCUGCGGCCGCUGGCUAGCUGUGGAGCGGGCCCGAGGGGGCACGCAGCCCUGCAGGCCCAGCCCGCCCUGCACGCCAGCAAGCCCGCGUCUGACGGCCACGAGAAGCGGCUGGACAUCCUCAAUAUCUUCAAGACGUACAUUCCAAAGGACUUUGCUUCUCUCUACCAGAGCUGGGGUGCCAACGGUCCUGCACUAGAGCACAGAGGGACGCUCCGGACGCAGGCCCGCCAAGGAGACUUCGUCUGCGUGGAGUGCGGGAAGCGUUUCCACCAGUCCAGCCGCCUCAGGGCCCACACGCGGGCCCACACAGGAAGCUGGUGCGCUCCUGUUCCCACUGUGGCCUUGGAGUCUAAUGACCCCUGGGGCGCUGAAGCCCACAUCACCUCCGCAGAUGCCCCCAAACAAGGGAGAGACCAUUCUAACCCAGAUACCGUCCUGACAGUGCCUCUCAGAAAGGGAACCUAGAGACUCACUUCCAGCGUACCCUGGUGCCCCACGACAGCCGUGCACAGCCCCCUCGUGGACGUCCCAGCAGUGACCCCAGCCACCCCGUGGAAGAGCAGCUGCAGGACUCCCAACUGGACACCUCCGAUCCUGGAGCCCUGUGCUGGAGUGGAGACUGAAGGGAGAUGCUUCUCCUCCUUGUGAAACGUUUCAGAAUAAAUGAAGAUGGUCUACUCUAGAAUCCCAUGUAGAUAUUCUCUAUGCAUCUAUGUGCUCAUCCACCAUAGUCCCCUAUUUUCUUACAAUAAACAGUGGUGUUGGCAGGCACAGGAGAGCACAGGCAUCUGUGUUGUUCGAGACACGUUUGAGACACUGGAGAGAGAUUCUUGUGCGUGUCCGAGAGCCUGAAGAGCCGAGCGCCGUGCGGGAGCCGCCGACGCUCCGGAGGACUGUCGGGUAAUGUCAGGACGCGCGGUGGUGGAGCUGAGGUUGGCAGAGUAUUAAUACCACAGCCUCUCUGUGUCAUAGGGGGUCUUUAAGAUAGUCCGUACGAGAGCGGAAGGAGGUAGCGUCGGGCACUGUGGAAAGCAGGCUCGCUGGCGCGGGGCCGCAGCCAGGUCCUAACUGUCUGGGGUGGCCUUCGGGGGCCGUGGCCAUUUCCCGUUUGCUCUUUCCGUCCUUCCCAUCAUCUGUGCUCAGCGAGCCCACAGAGGAAACACGUCUGUGGGAGUGCUUAUAUUCUGUUUCAGAAAAGAGCUAGUUGAACACUAAGACAAGCAGGCUUCUUUGUUUAUUCUCAGGACCUUUUUGUAACAGGGCUACAUUCUGCAAACUGCUCACCAAGGAAGACUGCCCGUAAAUUCUCUAGCCACCGAACCCUCCUGGUCUAGACCCAUUUUAGUGAUGGUGGGAGAAUCCCUGAGCAGGUCUGGGGGCCCUGGUGCUCUGGAACCCUCUGCUCCCCCUCUCCCCCACUUCCAUCUGUCCCUCCACCAGCCCAGCAAGUGGAUGUCUUUUCUUCUGGGGCCUGGGGACCUCCGCAGGAUGAGUACCUUCAUUCCCAGAGCGUGGAGGUCCCCGGGCCCCUGGGUGGGGGCGGCUUUAUAUACCUCUUCCUCAGUCCCGUAAAUGCAAGUUUUUGUGGUGGGGGUUAAGGCCCAUAACAAAGGAUCUUAAACCGUGCAGUGUACGCAGUUAAAAUUGUAUUCCACAGAUAUAAAUAUUUUCUUUUCCUAUUACCGUGACACUAUGUGUGAUGGUAAUAUUUCUGAGAGUUUCAGAUUUUUGCACAUAUGAUUUUAUGCAUUAUCAAAAGUUACUGCUGCCUUGAAUGAAAAUGUUCUGUGAAAUUUUUUGCAAAAGCUUUACUAGGUUUUUUUUAAUUGUGAAAUUUUGUAAAGGCAGGAAAUGGAUUAAAACGAGCAUGCUAAAUAUAUUUUUCAAAAAAGCAAUAAUUUUACAUGUACAGAAAUUAUCCUAACCUUUAAUACUGGUGAGAGCGACAGUUUACUUAAUACAGUAAUGGAUUAGUGCAGUUUUUUGUAGAAAAUGGGCUUCUGAUACAAAGAUUUGUUUAAACACGUGCGCACGCACACACACACAAACCCUAAAGUGUGGUUUUCCUGUUCUAAUGAUUUGUUGAAUUAUUAUUAUAUUAUUAUUAUUGUUAAUGUUGUUAUUAGUUAAUGUUUGGUUCUGGAUUCUACUUGUUACUGAAUUUAAAUUACUUGAGGUUCCGGUUACGUGGCAACAUUUGCAAACAAUGCGAUGUAACUGACCAGCUUCUCCAUACAUAUGGAUGUGCACACACGUAUGUAUACGUAUGUGUGUGUAUGUGACGUCUUUACUUACUUUUUCCUGAUACUCUUACACCAGAUAUGUACCAGAAUGACCUGUUGUGUCGGUGUAAUUAGGAAUGUCAUGCAGAUUCUAUCGAGCAGCUGUAAUUGACUGUUCUGUAUUUUGAGCAAAGUUGCAGAGACACAUUCCUCUGUUCACCUUAGAAAUCAGAAUGCCUUUCUGUUGACUUACGUUUGAUCAUUUUGAUAGUUUCCCCAAAGUAAUAACUUCCGCAUUUCAUUUUCUGGGCUGAAAGUGAAUAGUGACAGUUCAGGAAUGCAUAGGGGCUACUGAUCUGGUCCUGUCUUUCUCUGUGAUCUAGCGAUUAAAAGCAGUUCUGUACCCAAAGUGACACGGAGGUGUCGUGUCCAUUCUUCCUGUUUCGGAAGCGGCACCCGGGAGCCCCGCCGGCAGUCGGAGCUGCCUGGUGGCAAGAGGGGGGCGCGCUGGGGGUCCCAUGGGCCGAGCGCGCAGCCCAAGUCUGCUUACGGAAGCGUGUGCCGUGCAGAGUGCAGAAGUAGGUUUGCACGUAACUGAGCAGAUGGAGGAGGACCCUCCGAGGACGCCACCCUCCAAGACCUGCCGUUCUUGGGCCUGACUGUGGUUUCUUUCUCCCACUGGCCAUCAGUAUUGUUGGGUUUGUUAAUGCGUUGAUGUCCGUUUGACCAUUGUAUUUAAUAUGAUUUGUGUUUUCUUAUUUAUUUAGCCAAUAUGUUUUGAUUCGCUUUUUUCGAAUGAUAAUGCCCGCACGAUCUCUCCUGUAAGUCAUCUUCUGACUGUUACAGACUCUUUCUGCUACCUCUACCGACCUGCUGUUUCCUCGUUUCUUAACAGGAUUUUUACAGUGUUGGCGUCUAAUGUAACUUAGACAAUAAAGGGUUUGGUUGUCUACACUGCAGCUUCUCCGGGUAUCUCCCCGCCCCACCUGCGCUCCUGGCGCAGCUUCGUUGGUCUGGCUCUCCUCCUCGCCCUCUCCUCCUCCCGGCUCACGUCUCUUCCUCGUUGUCCAAGUCAAAUAACACAGAAAUAAUAGCUUAUAGGAAUCUUUCAGGUUAUUCACUCAUAUUCCUUAAUUUGAAGAAUGAACAUUUAAAUUCUCUGAAAAAUCAGCUGGUAAGCCUCUUCCCUGGGACACACUCAGCCCUUCUGCCACUUUCCUGCCUGCUUUGGGAGGGUCUCUUGGCGUCUCAGAUGGAUACAUUUCACGUUGGUCAAAACACAGUCCAGAUCUUCAAGGCACGUGGAUUUUGCCUUUCCAGUUUUGAAAAGUAUUAAAUGCUUUGAGAGGUCCCUCCGAUACGUACUUAUUUUUGAAACCAAGAAAGACACUGGUUUCCUGAAAUGCACGUGCCCCAGGAAAUUGCUCUGGUUAAUAAUUACACGUGGCCGCAGGGUCAGGUGAAGAUGUGGAGUUUGCCCAGUGUGUCGAGAGCCAUCUUCAGACUUGGCCGCUCUGUCACGGGUUAUGUAACGUUACAGAAACAUCUAGAUAAAGGCACACGCACACAUAGAUUGAGUAAUUGAGCACUGCUUUAGGAUGGAUGUAGUGUUGAGUGCAGCAAGUAAGAGGUGCUGUCUCUCUCGGUGCCUCCCAGGGAGCUGCUCGUUCUUCCCCCUGAGAGAGCGAGAGCGAGUGAGAGCACUCAUAGCCCAUGGGAUGAGUGUCCCCUGUGCCCCUGGAUCACCAAGGGACUACACGUGUCAGUCUGUGUCCAAAAGACACUGCACCUCCUGGAUUCUCGUGGCCAGAGUCCCUUUACCAACACUCCUGCUUUAAAGCAAAAUACGAUCACCCCCCAAACCCCGAGAGGUUUCAGUGAUGUACAAACAAGAGGGACUGUAUUUGUCUAACUUUUCCUUCCCACUUUCUAGACGAAGUAGCAUAUGCUGUUUUACUGCUUUUAACUUUGGUGAGUUCUAAGUGCAGAGCAUUUUGUUCACUGAGAAAAAGAAAAAUCACCGGCCAGGACUCCCAGCGGUGGUGUAAGUGCAUUCCCGGGCCCCCGCACGCCCAUGUCAUGGGACCGAGGGAAGAUGUUCAUUCUUUACCAACUUUGCUAAUUAUACUUCGAGGCAGUAAAAUGCAAAAGACCAUAGAAUUUGUAUUUCUUUUUUUUUUUAAAUACAAUUUAUAACAUUAUAUUUUGUACUCUUUAUAUUAGAAUUUGUAACUAGAUUGAUGUAUUUAACUCUAUUUCUGAAAAAAUAAUUCAAUGUUUCAGUUAUGUGAUAAAAAUAUUUAGAUAAAACAUAUUCAUUCUAUUGGAAUUUGAAAUCAAUAAAAAGAUCUUGGAGUUCUUGAGAUUUGUUAAGAUC